AUGGGUACCGGAACGAUCCCCUUCAAUAACAAUUAUGAUAUCACUGAGGUUUAUCUAGUUGAUGGGCUCAAAUACAACCUUCUAAGCAUAAGUCAGCUAUGCAACUCAGGAUAUGAGGUAAAGUUUAAGAAAACAGGUUGUGUUAUUGAAGAUGAGAUAGGUAAAACAAUCCUCCCAGGUAAAAAGUAUGGAAAUGUUUACAUUCUUAAUGGUUUUGAAAAUAUUGAUGGUCAUAUCUGUUUAACUUCAAUAUCUGAUGAUCCCUGGCUAUGGCAUAGGAAACUUGGUCAUGCAAGCAUGCAUCUGAUUGAAAAACUCUCCAAGCAUGAGUUAGUUAUUGGAAUGAAAACCAGGGGAGCUCUCAAGAAGAAAGCAAACAUAGCAUUGAUCUCUCAAAUUGAGCCAAAGAAAAUAGAGGAAGCUCUUAAAGACUCAAGUUGGAUGCAAGCGAUGCAGGAUGAGUUAGAUCAAUUCGACAAAAAUCAAGUAUGGAAACUGAUACCCAAACCUGAAAACGUUCCUGUGAUAGGGACAAAGUGGGUCUUCAGAAAUAAGCUCAAUGAGGAUGGAAAAGUUAUGGAUGUUAAAAGUGCCUUCUUAAAUGGCUUCAUUGAAGAGGAAGUAUAUGUGAAGCAACCCCCUGGGUUUGUAGACUUAGAGUUUCCAUAUUAUGUGUAUAAGCUAACUAAAGCACUGUACGGGCUGAAGCAAGCUCCACGAGCAUGGUACGAAAGAUUAAGCUCUUUUCUUAUUGAUCAUGGGUUUACAAGAGGUAAGGUAGAUACUACUCUGUUUAUCAGAAGGUUUCAGUCAGCUCCUAAGGAGUCUCACCUGACUGCAGUAAAAAGAAUCAUUCGAUAUCUCAUUGGAACUGUGAUAAGGAAGACAGAAAAAGCACGAGUGGGGCAUGUUAAUUGCUUGGCAAAGCUUUGA
Molecule: messenger RNA, 933 nt
Organism: Nicotiana attenuata
Lineage: Eukaryota; Viridiplantae; Streptophyta; Magnoliopsida; Solanales; Solanaceae
Exons: 5
Coding region: 1-933 (310 amino acids)
Source: RefSeq, a predicted model, not a curated record